GCGACCCAGACGGGGUGAUAUCUGCUGAAUGUUCUUGUCUCGACAAACGCGUCUGGACCAGAGGCUGACUGUGGGGAAAAAGCCACUCUGAAGCGAAUGAAGAAACAUCUAAUCUUUCACUUCACGUACAGAGGACUUGUUACGAGAGGAAAAAAGAGUAAAAGAAGAAAAUGGAGUAUAAAUUACGAAAGGCUGAACCCAGGGACGUGUCUGAUAUAUUACGACUGGUGAAGGAACUUGCUAAAUACGAAGAGAUGGAGCACCAUGUCUUACUGACUGAAAAAGAGCUCCUUGAGGAUGGAUUUGGUGACACCCCAUUUUACCAUUGUAUCAUCGCUGAAAUCCAAGGAGAGAACAGCAGUGACGGUCUGAAAGUAGUUGGUUUUGCCAUGUACUACUUCACUUACGACCCCUGGAUUGGCAAACAGCUCUACCUGGAGGACUUCUAUGUGAUGGAGCCCUACAGAGGUACAAAUCUAGUCCAGUCCACACUCAGUUGCCUCUUUGCUGCUUCUUCAUUAACGAGCCUUCCUGUGUUUCUUCUCUCUCCAGGGAUGGGCAUCGGUUCAGAGCUCCUCCGGCAUCUCAGUGAUCUGGCGAUGAAGAUGCGCUGCAAUGGCAUGAUGUUCGUGGUCGCGGAGAACAACGAGCCGUCCGUCCAGUUCUACAAAAGGCGCGGUGCUGAGGACCUGUCUCAGGAGGAGGGCUGGAGGCUCUUCAGGUUCAACAAGAACAGCCUCGUCAAGAUGGCCACUCCGGCCGAGGAAUGACAGGAGUUCAGCGCAGGAGGAAGAGGAGGAAGCACGAGAGUCUGACCAGGGACGAAGAGUUCUCGCUCUGCGCCUGACUGCUCGGCUUCUCUCUCCAUUCAGACAAAGGUUGAUUCAUACAAGUUCAGCCUUGGAAAAAGGGGAAUUCUGCAUCACAGUAAUUUGAUUCUGCGUGUAGUUCAGUGUUGAGUAAACCGUUUGUCUUCUGCUAAUCUGUCGCUCUGAAUCACUUGUGUUUGUUCUGUCAUUUCCUGACCUACUCUUCGUUAGCUUUGGUGCAUUUGAUGUGCAGAAGAGUAACUAUUGCUUAAGUUUUCAAUAAAUCCGUAACUGAU
Chelmon rostratus (copperband butterflyfish) is the source of this 1105-nucleotide messenger RNA. Its product is annotated as diamine acetyltransferase 1-like. The transcript has 5 exons. The record is from RefSeq and is a predicted model, not a curated record. NCBI's taxonomy places the organism in Eukaryota, Metazoa, Chordata, Actinopteri, Chaetodontiformes, Chaetodontidae. Gene Ontology annotation, molecular function: N-acetyltransferase activity. Bases 171 to 770 code for a protein of 199 amino acids.